GACUUGAAGUCUAGCCCCUGACAGUCGCUUGUUACUCGCUUCCCUUCCGAGUAUUCGGCGAAUAAUAUGGGGGCACCGCCCCGAAAACACCUGCAGCCAGUCGAUUCAACCGGAACGGUCAGAUUAGUAAGUGAAGAAUCGCAAUUAAGAUGCCUGAGUGGAACAUAGGAAAAUACUGCCGUUUCGAAAAAGGUCUAUUUUGAUAUUGAAUGUGUGCACCUCUCUCGCCUCAUCUGAGACUUCAUAUAAGCUGGCGUUGGCUCCAUUGCUUUGCGCCCAGGUCUCUCGGUCUCCUAUCACACAACUUAUCGUACUACAAAGCUAUCACUUAGAAUUCAAAAGCUUUCUUCUUUCCUUAAACGAGACAUCUAGCUGCUAUACGAAAGCAAAGCGCUAUUCACAUAUCUUCCAUAUCCUAGAUUCCAUCUCUCACCUACGCCAUAAUGACCGCCUGUCGCAAAGUCGUCAUUACCCAAUUCGGCGACGAGGACGUCCUCAAGGUCGUGGACGACAUCUGCCCGCACCCGCCCGCAGGCCACAUACAGAUCGUAGUAAAAUACGCAGGCUUCAACGGCGCCGACGUCAACAUGCGCAAAGGCAUCUACCCCUUCCAGAAGAAGGCGCCCCUCACGCCGGGCUACUGCCUCGUGGGCAGCGUCCGCGCCAACGGCGAGGGCUGCGCCGCCUUCGAGGUCGGCGACGUCGUGGGCGUCCUGACCAAGUACGACGCGGACGCGACGCUCGUCAACCAGCCGGAGAAGUACGCGAUCCGGGUCCCGGACGGCGUCGACCACGUGCAGGCGACGGCCAUGAUCAGCGACUGGUUCACGGCGUACACGAUGAUCAAGCACACGGCGAAGGUGGCGCGGGGCCAGAAGGUGUUCGUGCACGGCAUCAGCGGCGCGGUGGGGUGCGGCCUGAUGGAGCUGAGCCGGCUGGAGGGGGCCGAGGUGUACGGGACGGCGAGCGAGCGCAACCACGACGAGAUCCGGGCGCGCGGCGCCACGCCGUUCGCGUACACGGACAAGCGGUGGAUGGACGUGAUGAAGGAGCUCGGCGGCGCGGACGUCGUCUUCGACCCGCUCGGCUUCGAGAGCUUCGACGAGAGCUACGCCGUCCUGUCGCCCAACGGCUUCCUCGUCGCUUACGGCAACAACAAGAGCGUGCUCGAGAACGGGCAGGCGCGGAGCCCGUGGGGCCCCGUCGCGAAGCUGAUGGCGCGCAACCUGAACUUCAUGUGCGGCAAGAAGGCCACCUUCUUCGGCAUCUCGCGGGACCAGGCCACUUACAGGUCCGACAUCGAGGCGCUGCUGCAGAUGCUAGAAGCGGGUACUAUUACGGCCCCGGUCAAGAAUAUCUGGGAUAUGGAAGAUAUCAAGACUGCGCAUCGGGAAUGGGGGCGCGGGACGGGCAUCGGAUCGCUGUUCAUCAAAGUGGCUAAAGAGUAGGUAGGGUAGAUUCGUGGACGGUUAGAUCUCUUUUGUUAUGACAGGAUUUUCAGCUCGGGCUAAUUAUUUGGAGUUUGCGAUGGAAAGAUGGAAAGUUUCCCGGUCAUAGUUUUUUCUGUCUUGAUACCAAUACUACAGGAAAGCCUCUUACGCAAAAUGGCGUUCUUAUAAAUUGAAUCUACGUCGUUGUAUGUUGAUAUUCCAACCCUUACAUGCACAAGCCGGGCGUAGUAACCUUGUAAGCUA
Molecule: messenger RNA, 1694 nt
Organism: Annulohypoxylon truncatum
Lineage: Eukaryota; Fungi; Ascomycota; Sordariomycetes; Xylariales; Hypoxylaceae
Product: protein indc11
Exons: 1
Coding region: 444-1448 (334 amino acids)
Cellular component (GO): mitochondrion
Molecular function (GO): oxidoreductase activity
Source: RefSeq, a predicted model, not a curated record